Siniperca chuatsi (mandarin fish) is the source of this 10120-nucleotide messenger RNA. RefSeq names its product AT-rich interactive domain-containing protein 1B-like. Gene Ontology annotation, biological process: chromatin remodeling; positive regulation of DNA-templated transcription; regulation of transcription by RNA polymerase II. Gene Ontology annotation, molecular function: nucleosome binding; DNA binding. NCBI's taxonomy places the organism in Eukaryota, Metazoa, Chordata, Actinopteri, Centrarchiformes, Sinipercidae. Gene Ontology annotation, cellular component: brahma complex; nBAF complex; SWI/SNF complex. The record is from RefSeq and is a predicted model, not a curated record.
ACCGGGGUGACCGGGAGCAACUGCCCGGGCCACGCGCACCUGACCCCGGCCGCGCUAGUGGCAUCAGCCCCGGUAAUCAGACCGAGAGGUUCCCAGCUUCAGACUGGGAGAAGUGCUGCUUCUGCACCGUCAACAUGAGUAACGUAGAUGGAGCGGAUCCGAGUCCGGAUCCGAGCCCGGCUCCGGGGAACAGAGACCGCACCGCUGGAGGAGAGAGCCGGGAUAAAAGGCCGGGGUCCGGCUCUAAUGUGACCGACAUGGAAACGGGGAUGCUCGGCGGGCAUAAAGUGAAACCCCUCGGCAGCAGCGGCGGAGCUGCUGGUAAUAUUGGACCUCCUCCUCCUCCUCCUCCUCCUCCAUCAUCAUCAUCAUCAUCCCACCACACACCUCCGCCGCUCCGCCAGUUUGUCCAGCAGCAGCAGCACCACCAGCAAACCCACAACACCAUCACAAACCACCGCAUCCAGCAGGGCCGGGGGGAGCCGCGGGGAGCGAGCCGCGGGGACCGACAUCACCAUGGAGGGGCAGAAAACAUCCUCCAGGUGGGGAACAGCCGAGCGGUGGAGCGCCAUCACCAACACCAGCUGAAUAACAGCGAGGAGGAGGAGGAGGAGGAGGAGGAGGAGCGGAUGGAUGCCAGCCUGGGAUCAGCCACCAACACCACCACCACCAGCACCAACAACAACAACCCUCCUCCGACUGGGACCAGCUCUGAGUUUAAUCAUUAUUAUGGGAAUGGAAGAGGAGGGCCUUGCUUUGAUCAACAUGGCGGACAACAAAGCCCAGGGUCUGGGGUAAGAGCGGCGCACUCGGUUCACAACGCCAUGGAUCAGGUUCAGAACUCCCACGACGGGUACAGCAACAGCAGCCCGUAUAACCACUACCCGAACUACCGACCCGGCUACGGGAGCAGUGGCUACGGAGGCAUGAUGAGUCCCUCGCGGCAGGGGAACAGCCUGAUGGGCCCGGGCAGCGGCAGCUCGGCCGCUGCUAACCACAGCAAAGCGGCUAUGACUGCUACCAGCGCCCCGGCCGGAGGUGGAGUUGGCGGCGGCGGCGGCGGCGGCGGCAACAACGGAGGAUUUCAGCGGUUCCCCGGGCAGGGUCAGCAGCAGCAGCAGCAGCUGCACCCGUCCGGAGCCACGCCGACUUUGAAUCAGUUAUUGACGUCUCCGAGCACCAUGAUGCGAGGCUACGGAGGUGGAUAUCCAGAUUAUAACAGCCCUUCCGCGCAACAGCAGCAGAGCAUGGGGCUGGCUAAAGACGUGGGCUCCCAGUACGGCUCGGCUGCUCAUGGCUGGGGAGGACAACAAAGAAAUCACCCGAGCAUGAGCCCGGGGAACAACGGGCAGGGCAGCGGCAGACCCCAGGUGCCGCCCUCGGACCCGAUGGCGAUGAAGCGCUCUCAGCUCUACGGUAUGAGCGCCAACCCGUACUCCCAGCAGCAGCAGGGGGCGCCCUACUCUGGCCAGCCCUACGGCGCCCUGUCCCCCCACAGAUACCCGAUGGGAAUGGCCAGCAGAGGGCAGAUGGGCAUGGCUGGGAUGCAGUACCCUCAGCAACAGAUGGGAUCUCAGUACAGUCAGCAGCAGCAGCAGCAGCAGCAGAGCGUGGGCGGUUACUGUCAGCCGGGUCAGCCGCCGUACUUCAGCCCUCCACAGCAGCAGCCCGCCGCCCCGAGCCAGCCGCCGUACAUGCAGCCCCGCCCACUGCCGCAACAGGAGGUGCCGCAGGAGGCGUACGGGGGGCGGGGCCAGUCUGCUGCUAUGACUCCUGGGAAACCAAACCACGAGGAGAUGAGCCUGAGCCAACAGGAGCGGCCGUCCAGCCUGCCGGAUUUGUCCGGCUCCAUCGAUGACCUGCCCACCGGCACCGAGGCAGCGGUGAGUUCAGGGGCGUCGGGCUCCGGCAGCACUCAGGGCGACCAGGGGACCCCGACCCGUUCUCCUUUCUCCCCCCACGUCUCACCUCGACUCCCCCCGCCAGCGCGCAGCGGGCCCUCCCCCUCGCCCUCGCCGUCCCCCGCUGGGUCCAGCAGCCAGUCGCGAUCUGGACCUCUGUCCCCUGCCACCAGCGGACCAGGCUCUCAGAUGACCCCUCAGGUCUCUGGUCCUGGAUCCGAUGUCGGUCCUCAUCCCUCUGCCAUGACUCAGGACAGAGGUUUCCCUCCCUCCAUGCAGUGUAGCACUCAGGGGCCUCAGUUUGGCCCCCAGCAGUCAGCACCACCCAUGUCCCCUCACCCAGCCCCGGGGGGACCCAUGCACCACGGCUCCUACCAGCAGGGCGGCUCCUAUGGCCAGUACGGGCCCCCAGGUAACUACCCUCGGCCCCCCCACUAUGGCGGGGCCCCCAGUGCCAACUACUGCGGCCCUGGCCCGGGGCCCGGCUUAGCCAACAGCCUGGGGUUGAAUGCCAGCAGUCCCAUGCACGGUCAAGGCCCGUCCACCCCAGCAGGUCGCGGCCCCGGGCCUGGCCCCGGGGGGCGGCCUUACCCCGCCGGAGGGAGCACCAUGGCCCCCACCUCCCCCGGCAUGCCACAGCCCGCGGGGCAGGGCAUGGGGCCUCCGGGGCCCAACGCCAGCCGCAAACUGCCUGAGGUCGGCCCCAACGCCGGGCCGAGUGCCAACUCCUCCUCCACCUCUGCCGCAGCCGCUCAGGGCAGGCCUCCCUUCACUUGUUCCCCAGCCUUCCACAGCCAGUCCUGGCCCGGGGGUCGACCUGCCCUCUCUCCUACCCUUCACCCCUCUCACCCUCCUCCUCCUCCUCACCCUGCUCACCACUCCCAGCAGGAAACCUAUGCUCAGCCCCAACCCACCGUGCAGACCGCCCCUGAGCAUUAUGGGCAGGGAAGCUACCUGGGCAUGGCACCAAUGGGAGGAAUGGGCCCCGGAGGCUCCGGAGGUCCUGGAGGUCCCUACAGCCAGCAACCAGGCAGUAACUCUGGGAGGAUGACGCCGCAGGGACCCCCCUACAACGCCCCAUCCUCAGGUCCCAUGAUGAUGCCAGCAGAGGGGAUGGGUGCUCACCCAGACGCCAAGCAGAGGGUUGAGCUCAGCAAAGAGGGCGUCUGCCCUGCCAGCGAACCACCCAAACCCAAGGACGGCUACAGCUCUCAGUGUGUGUCCAAGCCCCCCACCCCCUCCCCCAUGUCCCCCCGCUCAGCUAGUCUGUCCUCCUGUCACGGGGAGGACACCGAUAGCGUUAGCAGCCCCGCCUGGCCCAAGACGUCAACCAGCCCCAAGCCCAGCGUGGCCACCAUGACCAGCGAGAAGAUCACUCGGCUCUAUGAGAUGGGCUCUGAGCCGGAGAGGAGGCCGUGGGUGGACCGGUACCUGUCUUUCAUGGAGGAGAGGGGGACGCCCGUCCCGAACCUGCCCGCCGUGGGAAAGAAGCCUCUGGACCUCUGCAGACUCUACCUGGCUGUCCGAGAGAUCGGAGGCCUGGCCAUGGUGAACAAGAAUAAGAAGUGGAGGGAGUUGUCGUCCCAGUUGAACGUGGGGACGUCCAGCAGCUCGGCCAGCUCUCUGAAGAAGCAGUACAUCCAGUACCUGUUCGCCUACGAGUGCAAGGUGGAGCGUGGAGAGGAGCCUCCACCUGAGGCCCUGGGGCCUGCCGGAGACACCAAGAAACCUCCGUCACUCCAGGCCAAGAUCCAGCCACCCUCCCCAGCCAACUCGGGCUCCCUGCAGGGCCCCAACACCCCUCAGUCCAGCAGCAGCUCCCUGACCGAGGCCCCCGGAGACCUGAAGCCCCCGACCCCCGCCUCCACCCCGCACAGCCAGAUGGGCCCUCAGCCCGGAAACAGGAACAUGGGGGGAGUGAGCGUCCAGGACCCGUUCUCUGAAGGCAGCGAUCCAGCCUUCAACAACAAGCGAGGCCAGGGACCCGGUGGCCCCCCCUACCAGCAGGCAGGAGGCCCGACAGACCCCUCAAUGAGGAUGCAGUACGAUGCCAACAAAGACCCAUACGGAGGACCGAGGAAAGGUCCAGGGCCCGGUGAGGCCUUUGGUCCCGGUCAGAUGCCCAGCGGCGCCAUGCAGGACAUGUACCCCCGCGGGCCGCCCUCUGGGCCCCUGACGGGGAUGGGCCCCAGACCCCAGUACCCCUACGGCCCCGGCUACGAGCGGAGGCCGGACCAUGUAAUGGGGCCAGAAGGAGGCAUGGCGCCCCCCGGAGGGCAGAACAGCAUGGGUCCGUCUGGAAACGAGGCCGGCAUGUACCCCGCCGGCAGAUUCCCCCACCAGAGGCACGGACAUGAUGGUUACGGGCAGCAGUAUCCUCACAGCAUGGCCUACACUUCCCAUCAGCCCCUGUACCCUCAGCAGCAGGGUUACAAGCGUCCGAUGGAGGGUCUGUAUCCGCCUGCGAAGCGUCACGAAGGCGAAGCGUUUGUUCAGCAGUUCGGCUCUCAGCAGCCCGACAUGUUCGGCCCCUACGGCGGCGGAGGAGGGGGGGGCUACAUGGGCCCCGAGCGGCGUCCCGUCCAGGGCCAGUACCCGUAUCCGUACGCCCGGGACCGCCAGGGGCCCCCGCAGCACGGCAUGAUGGGCUCAGGACCGCCUCCGGUGUCUGGGGGCCCCGGGGAGGGGCCGCAGGCCAACAUGUGGCACCCCAGGACAGACAUGGGCUACACGUACAACCGGCAGGGCCAGGGGCCCCCCUACCCCGGCAUGGGCCGAGGAGUUGACCAGGAGGGCAGGGCCCCCCAGGACAGCCAGUGGCCCCCCAGUCAUCCAGGCCAACGCCAGCCACCGUACCCCCCCCACUCCUCUUCCUCCUCCUCCUCCUCUCCUUCCAUGCCCCUGCCCUCCAGACAGCCCCCCUCCUCCUUUCAGGCCACGCCCACCGCCCCUAACCACGUGACCCGCUCUCACAGCCCCUCCUCCUUCCCCGGCCCCUGGGGUUCUCUGUCCCCAACAGCGCCCCUACCUGCCCUCUAUGAAGAAGCCGGGACCCCACGGCCCCCGCCCGCUCAGGGCCUCCACCUCAUCCACAGAGAGGUCAGCUUCCCCGGCUCUGUGGAGGACCCCAAACUGAAGCCACGACGCCGGCUCACCGCCAAGGACACAGGAACCCCGGAGGCGUGGCGAGUGAUGAUGUCACUUAAGUCCGGCCUAUUAGCAGAGAGCACCUGGGCUCUGGACACCAUCAACAUCCUGCUGUAUGACGACAGCACUGUGGGCUCCUUCAGCCUCACGCAGCUUCCUGGUUUCCUGGAGCUCAUCGUGGAGUAUUACCGCCGCUGCCUCAUCCAGAUCUUCGGCAUCCUGGAGGAGUACGAGGUGGGAGCCGAGGGCCAGAGGACCCUGCUGGGACCCCUGUCCCACCCUCCCGAGGAGGAGGAGGAGGCGCUGAAGGAGGUGCUGAAGGAGCCGCCGGCUGCCGCCACCGAACCUCAGGAGGAGCAGAGGAUACCGAGGAGGUCAGCGGACGAGAAGGAGGCGACAUCCCCCCUGCUCGCGGCUGCACCCGCUGUCAACGCCGCGGAGGAGGUGAAAGACGGUAAACCUGUGGUCAAAGAGGAGGUGGAGGUGAAGGAGGAGCAGCAGGAGCAGGCGGAGCCCCGUCCCCAACAGGCCAGCAAGUACGACAAGCUGCCAAUCAGGGUGGAGAAGGGGGAGACGUGGGAGGAGGUGGAGGAGCGCUGGGCCGAGCUCAGCCGCCCCAACGGCUUCGACAGCGGCCUCCUGCACUGGAAGGCCGGAGGAGGAGACUCCACCGCUCACAUCCAGACGGGAGACUCCGCCCCCACAAACCCAGCGGCGAGGCAGAGGAGGGGGGAGGGGAGGAGUCAGGAGAGAGGGGGAGGAGGUGACAGGCAGGAGGAGGCAGAGGGAGGUGUGGAGAAGAGCCUGCCAGCCGGUGAGGGGACGCCACCUGAAACACAAGAAGGCUCUCCGUCCGAGGUCGGAGGUCAGAGGUCACCGGCUCGGAGUCCCAUCAGCCAGCUGGAGGACGAGCCCCGCUGCUGGGACGAGGCUCCGCUGUCCACGGCCGAGUCCUGGCAGGACUCUCUGGCCAAGCGCUGCCUCUGCGUCUCCAACAUCGUGCGCGCCCUCUCCUUCGUCCCCGGCAACGACGCCGACAUGUCGCGGCACCCCGGCCUGGUGCUGAUCCUGGGCCGGCUGGUGCUGCUGCACCACCACCACCCCCGCAGGAAACGGACGCCGCCCAGCUACCAGCAGGAGGAGGAGCAGGGUCUGGCCUGCAGCCGGGACGAGUGGUGGUGGGACUGCCUGGGCGCGCUCAGGGAGAACACCCUGGUGACGCUCGCCAACAUGUCGGGCCAGCUGGACCUGUCGCUGUACCCCGAGAGCAUCUGCCUGCCCGUCCUGGACGGGCUGCUGCACUGGAUGGUGUGCCCGUCCGCCGAGGCCCAGGACCCGUUCUCCUCGGCGGGCGGCUUCUCCUCGCUCACGCCUCAGAGACUGGUGCUGGAGUGUCUGUGCAAGCUGAGCAUCCAGGACUGCAACGUGGACCUGCUGCUCGCCACGCCGCCCUUCAGCCGCCAGCAGAAGCUCUACGCCACGCUGGUGCGCCUCGUGGGCGAGAGGAAGAGCCAGGUGUGUCGGGAGAUGGCGGUGGCCGUCCUGUCAAACCUGGCGCAGGGCGACCCCACGGCGGCGCGCGCCGUCGCCCUCGUGAAGGGCAGCGUGGGAACUCUGAUCGGCUUCCUGGAGGACAGCGUGGCCGUGGCGCAGUACCAGCAGAGCUCGCACAGCGUGCUGCACGCCGCGGCGCCGCCGGAGCCGCCCAGCAUCAACAUGAUGUGCCGCGCCGCCAAGGCGCUGCUGGCCAUGGCGAGGGUGGAGGAGAACCGGGCGGAGUUCGUUCUGUACGAGAGCCGGCUGCUGGACAUCUCGCUGUCGGCCGCCCUCAACUCCUCGGUGGCGGCCAUCAUGUGUGAAGUACUGUUCAAAAUCGGCCGCUCGUGACACGAACACCGCCACGGAGCGCGCUCAGUGUGACGAACUGGCUCCUAUUAUAUUUUUAUUUAACAGAACAUGUUUUUACACACAAAUGAAUGAAUAUAUAUAGAAUAUAUAAAAGCUCCUCGGCUCCAUCCGCAAAAUGUUUAUUUGGGAUUUUUAAGUAAUUUUAAUACAAAAAUAUUUAAUACUUGUAUUUUUAAUUUUUUUUUUUAUUCUUUUGUUGUUUUGUUUUAACCAAAGUGUGACGGCGGAGAGCGCCCGGGUUCUGGCUCUGCGAUGUUUUUAAACGGACGCGGUCGUUUCUUUCUGUUUCUAGGGAGGGGCGGGGCUUAUAUUAUGGGGGGCGGGGUUUAUGUUCUGGGGGGGGCGGGGCCAGAUGUAUUUAAAUAGUGACACAUGUUGUAGUUAGGCCUCUCUUUUCUCACGUGGUGUGACAGAGGAAACACUGAUGUUCAGGCAUGUUCUUUGUUUCGGUGCAAUAGGUUUGUUUUGGGCGUUUUUUUUUAACUUUAAAUGUGAAUUAUUUGACCAUCUGCAGUUCGACCAUCAGUAUUUUGCCGAACCACAACAGUAUCGAACGUCACUUUGUUUUUUUUUUUUAAAGAACUUUGUGUGUUUCCUCCGCCAAGUCAAAUCCGGAUUCCCCUUCGUCAUCCUCCUGUAAAUAGACGAUGUACAUUCGAGCUCCUGCAGACGGUGUCACGACUCGGUAGCUGGUGAUCAAUUAACUGUCAUCAUUUAUUCUAAACAACUCACCUGAACGUUUAGUUUCUCUCUUCCCAGCAGGUGAAGACUUUGUUUCUGUAUUUAAGGAAAAUCUUCAGUUUCAGGAUGUUUCUGGGGUCUGAUCUGGGAGGGUGCGUUUGAUUCGAGAGACUGUUUGUACAGGAGGUCGGGGCUGGUGGUGUUGGUGGUGGGCGGGGCGGGGGGGGGCGGGGGCUGUACUCAUGUUGUUGACUGACGCGACUUCGGAAACAGUUGUAACAAAUGUAAAGAGAGAGAAAAGAAAAUCUCUACAUCCAGAACGUCUCCUGUUUGAUUUGACAGACGCCGUUUCUUCAGUUCGAGGUCUUUUAUAUAUUGUUCCACGACAUGUUGAAGAAUAAACGUACACGAAACUCUGGUCGAGCACUGUGAACGCAGCUCUGGGCGUCCAAGUCAUUAAUCCAGAAACAAACACAACUACAAGUCCGCCGAAGCCGCGACGUUCGCCGCAAAAGACAAAAACCGUUGAGACAAGCGGCUCGGGCUAAACGCGCAGUUUAUCCCGAGGGUCACGUCUGUGUUUAAAUUUAAAGUAUCGGAGCUUUUAAAGGGUUAAAAUAGUCUAAAGGAAAUGUUAUAGGCAUAAAGUUUUAAUAGAAAAAGUUAGAUUUUUUUUUGAGGAUAAAGUAAAAAUUAAGUAAAAUUUAGUUUCCGAUAAAAUAUAAUUAUAAAAUAUUUAAAAGAACAUGAUGAGAGCCGAGCUUGUGUUUCAGCUAGCGACAGUUUUUUUUUCUUACUCUUCUUUCGUAAUAUUACGGCUUUUUACUCAAAAAUCACGACUGUACGGCGGCCUUUUUAGGACAUUUCGGACUCGGCGCUACGCUGUCGGACUGAACUCGACUUCCGUCAGACUCAUGUUCUUUAGCUUAGCAUGAAGCUAACGUUUUAAUGCUAACAUUUGCAUCUAGUUUAAAGCACAACUGAGUUUAGCAUGCUAACAUUAGCUUACAGUGCUUAUGGGUAUCAUAAACUACUAGUUGUUAGCAUGCUAACAUGCUAAUGUUUAGCAAGUUAAAUUAAGGGUUUUUUUUACUCCUCGAUCUGUGACAGCUGUGGAAACUUUUACACUUAACAACGUCAAGUUUCUCUGAUUAUUUUGUUCGUCUCCAACAGUUUUAUCAUCAGUCUGCCAUCUUCAACAUCCGCUGCUAAACCGACUCGAAGCCGCCGCCUCUACUUUCAACAAACGGUAAUUUCCCACGAUGAUCUUCAAAGCAGACGCCAAAAAUAAAAGCGCGUCGAGCGGCGUUAAGUUUAGUUUAUAGUUAACAUUCAGAAGACGACGCGUGCAACCCGGAAAUACCAAACACAACAAGUAAACAACCACCGUGUUUGUUGUUUACAGUCCGAACACUGAACGCAUCAUCAUCAUCAUCAUCAUCAUUCUGUGUCUAACUGCAGUACAUUUACUCUAGUACCAGUCUGAGGUACUUGUACUUUUACUGUAGUAAAAGACGUGACUGGUGUUUCAUCAGUUUGUACGACUUUGGAAACUUUUGACGGUUUUCAGGAUUUAAGUAAAGUUUUAUUACAGCACAGAGACGUAAAGUUAAUUAUUGCUUAAUAACUUAUCAAUAACUCGCAUGUUGCAUCGCAGCCGAACAGCUUUCAGGAACAUUAGCACGAGCGGAGUCAACGAUCGCACUUGCAAGGGCCCUUUCUCACUGCUCUGGAGCUUUUGAUCAUAUCACAUGAUCUUCCCUCAGCACAUGGACGUUGUUGAUGUUUCAAUUUAAUUUUAAUCUUUUUUUUCCCUUAUAGUGCUUUAAAAAAAAAAAAAAAAAGGGAAAUUUGAAAUCCACAUUUCCAAGAGAACUGAACCAAAUCUGCAGAGGAAGAUCAUGUGAUAUGAUCAAAAGCUCCAGAACGGCCACUAAAUGGCUCUUGUGGUGAGAUUGUAAUAUUAUCGGGGUACAUUUCAUAUUGUAACAUGGUAGCAUUUAGCGCUAACAGUUAGAGCCUGUUAGCUGUUUGAUUGAAAGCUAACGUUAGCAUGGUAACGUGCUAACAUUUGUUGACAUAUUUUAAGCUAACCUUCGAACGCUAUCAUGCUAACACGCCGAUGUUUUCUCCCGCGUGUCGUCCUCCAGUCGGCUGCUUAAAUAACCAUCGCUGCUGUGAAAUAAAAGAAACACAGAAGCACUCACAUUUUGCACUUUUAUUUUAAGCCGCUGACUCCACCCGUCAGCAGGCGAGGCAGGGCGCUCUGCGGCCGAACAUCCACCCAGAGUCUCACCGCGACCUCUGACCUUUACGGACAAAGUGUGUAACGACCGGUCUGGCCUUCAGCACCGGUUCAGUUCAUCGCGUGGCCUUUUCCCCUGUUUUAAACCCCAUCAGGCAGAAUUUGACGUAUUUUCAGUGGAGUUCUGCUUCCUUUACAUUAAAAGCACCAGAGCAGGAAGCUAAACCGUUUCCCCUCC